Messenger RNA from Symbiodinium pilosum, 386 nucleotides. The record is from the annotation of a GenBank genome assembly. Lineage: Eukaryota; Dinophyceae; Suessiales; Symbiodiniaceae.
GCGGUGCCACUCCGGCGCCCAAACGGCGGAGGACGGCAGCUGACUUGGAGGCUGCAUCGCUGGUGGCGUGGGACAAAGCCAAGACCAUGGUUGCCCAGGAUGAUGGUGCUGGACAUGAAGGUGAUGGAUGUGGCCAAGCCAUGGAUAUCGUUGGUGGGGAGGAGGACAUGAUGCUGCAGGCAAUGCUGCUCCAUGAAGCUGAGACCUCGGGUGACGCUGCUGUGGAAAGGCCGGAACUGGUUGCUGGUGGUGGUGGCCUGGCGCCCGUGCCUCUGGCGGAAGCUGAACAACAUGCUGACGCCCCUGCCGCUGACCGUCCUGCUGGCCACGCCUUGCUGCUGACUGAUGAUGCAGACCAAGCUGUGCUGCCGACUGGUGGAGAUUGA